CAAAUUGCGCGGAAACGCAUCCUUCACGCUUUCGAUUUCAAGUGGGAGACGACCAACAGAGUUUAAAUCGGUUAUUUGACAGCAGAGUCACCUCUUGUUAAAACGUUGUCACGGUUUUUUUUGACGCCGUUGAACGCAACCCCUCCAGGUGUCACGUUUCAGAAGGUGACAAUAGAGAAUAAUUGAGCGGCCGACGCUUUAACAAUACAAAAGCCUUGGUGGAGGCAGCAGAUGCGUGGACGAGACCCCGAUCUACACAAAGACAAUCAUGGCAGUGGAUGUCCCUGGACUGGUGGCGGUGGUGUUUUUUUACAUUGUCAUCCUGGUAAUUGGGAUUUGGGCAUCUCGAAAGUCAAGGCAAGUGGAGAAAACAUGUGCCGGCAGCAAGAGCGAAGUAACCAUGGUGGGUGGCCGCAACAUCAACGUCCUGGUCGGGGUUUUCACCAUGACAGCCACAUGGGUUGGUGGAGGUUACAUUAUGGGAACUGCUGAGGCUGUUUAUUCUCCUACUCAAGGUCUCAUCUGGGCAUUGGGGCCUCCAGCGUAUCUUAUCAAUUUUGUCCUGGGUGGAUUGUUUUUUGCAAAACCAAUGAGGUCGAAGAGCUAUGUCACCAUGUUGGACCCAUUUCAACAUCGCUAUGGCAACAUAUUCACUGCAACACUGCUGCUUCCUGCUUUGGUCAGUGAUAUUUUGUGGGUGGCCUGCAUCCUUGCUGCUCUGGGUGGAACUAUGAGCAUAAUUCUUGGGCUGUCGCCUGCCCUCUCCAUCAUCCUCUCAGCAGCAGUCUCUAUCAUCUACACAUUUUUAGGGGGGCUCUACUCGGUUGCAUACACGGACAUCAUCCAGCUUUGCUUUGUCUUUGUCAGCCUGUGGCUCUGUAUUCCGUUUUUGCUGCUAAGUCCGGCAGUGACAGACAUCUCACAAAGCCAAGCCCACUUCAACCAGUCAAAUGGACAAUCGUGGUUAGGAGAGCUGGAGCUGGCCGAUGCAGGAAAAUGGGCGGAUGAGUUGCUUUUAUUGGCUUUGGGGGGACUGGCCUAUCAGGCGUUUUACCAGAGGAUCCUCUCUGCGUCAUCCUCAGCUCAGGCUCAGGUCACCUGUUUUGUUGCUGCAGGGACGGCUUUUAUCAUGGGAAUCCCCUCUGUUGUCAUUGGAGCGGUGGCUGCUUCUGCAGACUGGAACCAGACAGCGUAUGGUCUACCCCCUCCCUUUGAACGAGGGGAGGCAGGGAAGAUCUUGCCACUGGCCCUGCAAAACCUCACACCCGGCUGGUUGUCAGUGUUAGGCAUUGGUUCUGUGGCUGCAGCAGUCAUGUCCUCCAUGGACUCUGUGCUGCUGUCCUCAGCAUCUAUGUUUACGCAAAACAUAUACAAGACGACUUUGAGGAAGCAGGCAUCGGAGUUGGAGCUGCAGCGGGUGAUCCGUGUUAGUGUGCUGCUGGUGGGCCUGGCAGGAACAGGCCUAGCCUUCGGUGACGACAGCGUGUUCGCCUUGUGGCUGCUGAGCGGAGACCUCCUGUACUGUAUGGUCCUCCCGCAGCUCAUUUGCGUACUGCACGUCAGCUACGCUAACAUCUACGGGGCUAUCAGUGGUUAUAUAGUGGGACUGCUGCUGCGUGGGCUGAGCGGGGAGCCAGUGCUUGGGAUCCCUCCUCUCAUCCUGUACCCCGACUGGAGAGAGGAGGAUGGUGUUAUCACACAGUACUUCCCCUACAGGACUCUGGCCAUGGUCUCCUCUUUGAUAUGUAUUAUUACAGUGUCCUGGCUGGUAAGGCUGGCCUUCUGUCGCCAGUAUAUCCCUCGGUCCUGGGAUAUACUGAGGGUGUUUGAGGAGGAUAAAGAGGCAGAGAUGGGCAAGGUCCCUGUUCCUUUGGAGGAAAAGAACAUUAUCCUUAAUACAAAACUAUAGUGUUAAUUUAAGUACAACCUCAGCCAAAGUAUACACAAACUCCUUUUUAUGCAAAUUCCUGCCAUCCUCCUUCUCUGCACAGACUAUUUACACGCACUCCUACUUGUACUGUAUUCUCCACACAUUAAUACUGAAUUAUACACUUUAUAUGCACCAAUCACUGACCAGCAGUAUGUCAAGAGGUAUUCAAGUUGGAAGUUGAUGCACAGUGGUUGUACCUCUUUCUAACAGAACAGGAUUAAGACCACCUUAAAAAACCUCAAAUUCUGAUCUUGAUGUCAGAAUUCAAUUUUCCACUAAGUCCUUAACCUAUUAACCCUUUCCUCCUAAAUCUCCAAUCAUGGUUAACACAAACAUUUUCAGUGUUUCUUUAUGUAGUCGAUCCACUCAGACCUUUUCAGUACCUUAAGCUCAACCCACUUGGAUGUUAUUUAAUUGUGUAAUCAUUAACCAUUGUCGUACUUUCUUAAGAAGCACCUUUGCCUCUCUGCAUAUAUUAAGCACUGAGGGGACGGAGCAAUGCGAGUCUUGGGACUCUGAGGAAGCAUUUUCCUGUCAACGAAAAGCUGACAGUUAAAAGUGUUUACCAUUAUUUUAUUAUGUUUUAACGGUAACAUUGGUGAAGGUCAAUCAAGAUAUAGAUUUACUAGAGUAACUAUUUUUUGUUGUUUUGUGAUUGCGAGUGUUCAUAAAAAAAUGAAACAAA
Molecule: messenger RNA, 2615 nt
Organism: Labrus bergylta (ballan wrasse)
Lineage: Eukaryota; Metazoa; Chordata; Actinopteri; Labriformes; Labridae
Product: high affinity choline transporter 1
Biological process (GO): transmembrane transport; acetylcholine biosynthetic process; choline transport
Cellular component (GO): plasma membrane
Molecular function (GO): choline:sodium symporter activity
Source: RefSeq, a predicted model, not a curated record